AUGUCUCCAAUAGAAAACUUGACACUUACAUGUGAGAAAGAUGAGCCUUUCUCUGAGGGAGAUACAGUCACAGGCACAGUGUCUUUUACUCUCACGAAAGACACCAAAGUUAAGAGUGUUUCCUUACAAGCUAAAGGGAAAGCAGAUGUUAAGUGGAAACAAGGUAAUACCCACUACCAUGGAUACAGGGGAUACUUUAAAGAUAAAGAGUACUUGGUGGCCAAAAACCCCAAAGUUUGGAGUAUGCCAUCAUCCUUUAAAGAAAACAGCCAAAGUAUCGUCUACAUGCUUAAAGCCAAGAUAACAAGGAAAUGGCACUGGUCAUCAUCCGUGCAAAAAGAAAUCGAUUUUGUUUCAAGAUCCAUUCUAAACAUCAGUCGGAUAAUGUGUCCUCAGUCUGGAUCAGUAACUAAAAAGGUUUCCAAAGGAGAGGUCCAGAUGUCUGCAUCUGUUAACAGAAAGGUUUGCUCCCCAGGUGACACUUUGUCUGCUUUUGCCAAAAUCUGCAACUCCUCGUCCAAAUCAAUGAGACCCAAGUUCACUUUGCAGCAGAAAAUCGAGUACCAUGUUAAAAAAUCCACCAAAACCAAACUGAAAACUUUGUUCAAAAGUGUUGGGGACACCAUUGAACCAAACACUGAAGUAACAGCAUCCUGCAAGAUGGAGAUUCCUACUUCUACCAUCUACACCAUUAAUAACUGUGAUAUUAUCUCAGUUGAAUACUACUUUAAAGUGUAUUUGGACAUUAGCUUCGCCUUUGACCCAGAGGUAGUGUUUCCCCUGAUCGUCAUUCCUUCUAGUGCAUCUCAUCCUUGUGAGGAGGUGGAGCCUUGCCCAUCUUGUGCUUUCGGGGGCCUCAGGUUACAGUAA
Messenger RNA from Nematolebias whitei (Rio pearlfish), 870 nucleotides. Its product is annotated as arrestin domain-containing protein 3-like. Lineage: Eukaryota; Metazoa; Chordata; Actinopteri; Cyprinodontiformes; Rivulidae. The record is from RefSeq and is a predicted model, not a curated record. Gene Ontology annotation, cellular component: plasma membrane; cytoplasm. Gene Ontology annotation, biological process: protein transport. The transcript has 6 exons. Bases 1 to 870 code for a protein of 289 amino acids.